CCGACACUCCCCAGUAGAGGGAGAAAGAUGGCGCCCACACACGUACUGAGAUGCUGUCAACGGGGUUUAGCAUGGAUACCUGUGAUUUUUAUCGCCCUGGUCGUUUGCUGGUCCUAUUAUGCUUAUGUGGUGGAGCUUUGUAUAUUCACCAUCCCCAGUAAAGGAGAGCAGAUUGUCUACCUGAUCUUCUUCCACCUCUCUUUCAUCAUGUUUGUGUGGUCAUACUGGAAGACCAUCUUCACCAAGCCUGCCAACCCCUCCAAAGAGUUCUGCCUGCCCAAGGCUGAGAAAGAGCGCUACGAGAAGGAAGAGAGGCCCGAGUCCCAGCAGGAGAUCCUGUGGAGAGCUGCCACAAGUCUGCCUCUGUACACCCGCACAGGAGCCGGAGCAAUCCGCUACUGUGACCGCUGUCAAGUCAUCAAGCCAGACCGGUGUCAUCACUGCUCCGCGUGUGACAUGUGUGUGCUGAAGAUGGACCACCAUUGCCCCUGGGUGAACAACUGUGUAGGAUUCUCCAACUACAAGUUUUUCAUCCUCUUCCUGGCCUACUCGCUGGUGUACUGCCUGUUCAUUGCAGCCACCGUACUGCAAUAUUUCAUAAUGUUCUGGACAAAUGAGCUGCCAGACACUCACGCCAAAUUCCACGUCUUGUUCCUUUUCUUUGUGGCGGCCAUGUUCUGCAUCAGUAUUCUGUCCCUCUUCAGCUACCACCUGUGGCUUGUAGGGAAGAACCGGUCCACUAUAGAGGCGUUCAGAGCACCAGUCUUUAGGACGGGAUCUGAUAAGAACGGCUUCUCUCUGGGUUUCCGGAAGAAUAUCGCUCAGGUCUUUGGAGACCAGAAGAAGUACUGGCUGCUGCCUAUCUUUACCAGCCAAGGAGAUGGUCUGACGUUCCCUGCACGGCUGGUUAAUGCUGAUGUAGAGCAAGCUACAGUGACCCUGCAUCCAGAGCCUGAUAAGAGUGCUGCCGAGGUACCUGUGAGCCCAGUCAGCGAGUCCCAGAACCGCCUCCUGAGCAACAACCAGCAUGCCAACAACAUCGGAGACCAUCUGGCUGAUAACGACAUUAAAUCAGCUGAAGGUGAAACCAUUAUGAUCUCCGUGGAGAGCGAGUCCUAACCAGGAGAAACUCCUCUAUCAUCUUAUACGAUGCCUUAAGCAACGCAAUGGUUUAGAUCGUCACCAUGGCAACAGCCUCCCAGCGCAACCUCAUCCCCACGAACCCGUUCAGAGAACUUUAGUAUUUAUAUGCAACUUUCCGAUUCACACUGGAGGGAGACCCAGCAAAGUCCAGAUGUCUGUCAUUGCUCAUGUCCAUCUGAUCCUGUCCCGGCCAGUUGCUGGACGAGCCUCCUACUAACUAGAUCCCACCAGACUCCGGUGAUGUACAAGUUUACAGCUGUUUCUAUCAUGUGGAGUGAGUUAGUGGUGUUGUACAGUGUGUUUCUUGGUAAUCCUUGUUGUGCGGAAUGUACCACAGAUGUGACAGAUUUUAAUGACUGAUGGGAGCGUUAAAAAGAUCCCGCUCUUUGGACUUAUGUUUUAUCCUUCCAGUCAUGUUUGACCAUCUUGAGCCCAGUUGUAUUUAUAAUCGCUCUUUACAAACAGGUGAUUGGAUGAUGUGUGGAUUAUACUUAUACUCUCGAGUAUCAGAAUCACACUUUGAUUUGAUCUCAAAUUAGCAGAUCCAGAUACCGUCAGAGAUCACGACCGAAGCCAUUUAUAUGUUCGAUCAUGUAUAGAUCAUUUUACACCUUUCACUUAAAACAUUUAGCUAAAGGAAAAAGACAAACAUUGUGUAUCACCUGUAAGGAGCCUGGCUCAUUCCACUCAUCACUUACAGCCACUGGUUCUAAAACAUUGGACCUGUCUUCUUGUUGUUUUACAAAUUGCCUAUAUUCUUGCUCUGGGCCGUUUGGCUUCGAGACUAAAGUGAGCGUGUAUUUUGUAAUGCUUAAUUGAUUGUUUUGUAAUAUUGUCGUUUUGGGAGGAAAUGCUUCUGUGCAGCCAUGAGUUUUACAUGUCUGUGUACAUACAAAACGUCUAUGACUAAUGCUCAGAAGCAUGCCGCCUAACUUAUGUAAAAAUGUGUUUUACCAUGGUAAAGGGGCGGGGGUAGUGGCGUUAAAACAGACAUUGGGGUUUGUCAGCUAUUGCAGGUGGGUCAUGUUUAACAUUAGCUUUACUCUGGUCUGUCUCAACUUUACAAAUGAAGCCAUAAAACCUCCUGUGAAAAUGGAGGAAGGAAUUUCAGUCUAGUUUCAGUGGUGAUCUUUUAGACUGAAUAAAAACAUUUUUACAUCUGCAAUGUGAAUACAGAUGUAAAAGUCUAUCAUAACUUGCUUAUUGCUACAUUUUGCUUUCUUUUUGUUACAAUGUCAUAUUUUACUGUGUGUAUAUAUAUUGAUAAUGUAAGAAAAAGACUACAUAUAUUUUUCUUGUCUUUCAGAUUAAUUUUACUGUUAUUUUGUGAAUGAAGUACAUGCCUCCACAUAAUUAACGUGAAAAUAACAAUAAAUGUUUUUUUUAAA
Micropterus dolomieu (smallmouth bass) is the source of this 2531-nucleotide messenger RNA. RefSeq names its product palmitoyltransferase ZDHHC20-B-like. Gene Ontology annotation, cellular component: Golgi apparatus; endoplasmic reticulum. Bases 28 to 1119 code for a protein of 363 amino acids. The record is from RefSeq and is a predicted model, not a curated record. Gene Ontology annotation, biological process: peptidyl-L-cysteine S-palmitoylation; protein targeting to membrane; synaptic vesicle maturation. NCBI's taxonomy places the organism in Eukaryota, Metazoa, Chordata, Actinopteri, Centrarchiformes, Centrarchidae. The transcript has 14 exons. Gene Ontology annotation, molecular function: protein-cysteine S-palmitoyltransferase activity.